Messenger RNA from Rotaria sp. Silwood2, 3609 nucleotides. Lineage: Eukaryota; Metazoa; Rotifera; Eurotatoria; Philodinida; Philodinidae. The record is from the annotation of a GenBank genome assembly.
AUGCCAAACGAAACAGCCACAUCAACUUCAACCAGCUGUUCAGCUUGGCAACAAUCCUCAUCAACGAAUUCCAAUGAUACUUCUAAAGAUACAUCACCUAAUACUGCUCUUUUACCACCUAAAGACUGGCCAAGUCUUGCUGAAGCAACUGUUGAAUCGUUGGUAACAACCAAUGAACAAACAGUAUUCAAUGAUAAUGAAACAAGAAUAUCUCAACCGAAUACACCUCGAACACGAAAUAUAAAAACAAAAGAAAAAUUGGUAGCAUUACCAUCAGAUCAUGAAGAGCAAGAAAAUGGUGAAGGUGAAACAUCGGUAACAACUAAUAAACAAAUAGUAUCUAAUGAUAAUGAAAAUGAAAAUUCUCAACCGAAUACACCUCGUACAAGAAAAAAGAAAGGAAAACAAAAAUGGGUACCAUUACCAUUAGAUCAACAAGAACAAGAAAAUAUUCAAGGUGAAACAUCAACAAAUACAAAUGCUCAAAACGGUGCUAAUCAACAGACAUCAAAAAAACUAGCAACAUCAUCAAAAGGAAAUCGUGCUAGUCGAAAUUCACGUAGUGCACAUGGAACUAAUCAAAAUCGUGCACGUAGUCUUGAUGAGGCUGCACCAAAAAAAAGUCGAAAAAAUCGUGCUGCAGCUGCAGCUGCAACAGCAACCACAGCUGCUUAUAAACAAGCCUAUGAUGGAUAUCAAGAUUAUUAUGCUUAUUAUUAUUAUGAUCAAACAGGUUUAGGUGAUCAUGGAACUCCAUGGUAUCAUGAUAAACAAAGUAAACGAAAAAAGAAAGUUGAAGGAACACUUGGUGUCGAUCCGAAUGCACAAACCGGAGAUACAAACACCGGUUCAGAUAUAACAGGCGCUAAUGAUACUCAUGAAACCGCUAUUAAACGUGAUGUGCAUAAUUUUAUAUUUGAUGAUGAAACGGUAGUUAUUGAUGAUUGUUCUUUUGUAUUGCCAUAUAUAGAAGGUGCUUAUUAUUAUCAAUCAACUACACCACCACCAGCUACUGAUAUACCUUUAACCAACAUUGAUGUUAAUACAGAUGAUUAUACAAUUCCACUUGUACCGGCUUACACUGAACAACAAUUAAGAGAACUUCUUCGACGUCAAGUUGAAUAUUAUUUUAGUACAGAAAAUCUUGAAGCAGAUAUAUUUCUUAGACAACAAAUGUCUAAAGAUGGUUAUGUACCAUUAUCACUUAUUGCAAGUUUUAAUCGAGUUCUAACAUUAUGUGAUGAUAUUAAUUUUAUUGCAGAUGCUGUUAAAGAUAGUCUAGUUGUUGAACUUAAUGAUAAAUGUAUGGUACGUUGCCGAACUGAACCAACACGAUGGCCACUUAUUAUGGAUGUUAGUAAUCAUUUAACAGCACUUAAUCCUGAUGUGCCUGAUUUUCAACCGGGUAAAAUAUGGAAAAAUGAGAAUGAGAAUAAUACAAUUCUUAAUGGACUUGAUGAUGAAUCACAGUUGCUAGAGAAAGGACGAAUCAAAACCAAUGAAGUUGAUUGGAGUCAUGUACCAACUAAACGAAAGAAACCAACAAAAAGAAAGGAGAAAAAAGACCAACAACAACAAACACAACAACAACAACAAUCCCAGAUAACUCCACAACAGCAACAACAACAACAGCAAUCAUCGGAUAAUCGUGAAGAAUUAGAUUUUCAAUUUGAUGAAGAAUUAUCUACUACACAAACAAAUUCAAAAACAAAUAAUACUAAUAAUACAUCAUCUGAUCUUUCAGCUUCAUUGCUUCCACAUAAUCGUCAAAAUCGACGUCGUACAACAUCACUAACACUUGAUUUACAUGAAGAACCAGAACGUGAUGACUUAGAUUUUGAAUUAGAUGAUGAUGAUAUUGAUAAAAUUCUUAUUAUAACACCAACACCACCAUCAAAUCGUAAACAACAUCAAAAAAAUCACGAUCAUACAGGCGAAUAUACACCACGAGCACGUAUGACAGCUGAAAUAGCCAAAAUUAUUGAUGAUGGUUUAAGAUGGUAUGAAGAAGAAUUAUGGCAUGAUCGACCAACAGCAGCAGCUAAUGAUAAAACAGUGAAAUUAAUAAGUCAAGAAGAAAUGGAUACAAUACGUAAAGUACCGAGUCAAUCACAACCGGUGAGUGGAAGAAAACCUAGUGUUGAAGAUAAUGAUGAUAAUAAUCAAGAUAUAAAUCAAAAUUUUCAAUCACAAGCUGAUAAAGAAAAUAAAUCGACGACAACAACAAUAGCAAAUGAUAAACAACCAUGUAGUCCAGCUAUUGCUAUUAUUCGUUCAAAUAAUCGUGCACCACCACAAGUUGAACCAUUCUAUCGACCAAAACAUUUACCUAUUUCAAAUCAACAGCAAAAUUCAUCACAAAUAUUAGCAAAUGAUUUUAUGUCACAUUCAUUACCUGUUAAUGCUGAUGCUCCAUUAGUUACUAAACCAAUAACAACAAAUACAAAUGAAAAAAAACAACGUUCACAAGCAUCAAAAGAACAUCCAGAAGAACCACGUACACCGCAUUCACGUGCAAAAAAUGCUGCUCGAUUUUAUCCAGUUACAAAAGAUGCUCCUGUUGUUAAACCAGAUACACCUGGUCUUAAACGUAAAACUCGUCAUAGUGAAAAUCCACCGGUGGAAAGUUCAGUUGGGUGGGUAUUUGAUUCACGUGGUCAUCCAUCAACGACAACAGCAGCAACAACAACAGCAGUAGCACCACCACCACCACCACCACCACCACCAACAACAACAACAACAACAAUGAAACAAAGAACCAGUACAACAACGAGUGCUACAACUCGACAACUAGAUCUUUAUGAUCAAUAUUCAUCAUCAUAUAAUGAGAAUCCUUAUUGGUAUGGCAAUACAUAUGGUAGUAAUUCGAAUUUAUAUGAUUAUUAUGGUUCAACACCUGUUGAAAUUCCUCAAUUUCAACAUCCAUCUCAUUCACUUUUACAACAAAAUGGCUUUACUCAACAAGUUUAUUUAAAAUAUAAACAACAAUGUCUUGAUGAACGAACUAAAUAUGGUCCUGGUCAAUCUAUGGAAAUGAAUACACUCUAUCGUUUUUGGUCAUUUUUCUUGCGUGAAAAUUUUAAUCGUCGUAUGUACAACGAAUUUAAACAAUAUGCUGUUGACGAUGGAAAAACUGGUCAUCGAUAUGGUCUUGAAUGUUUAUUUCGAUUUUAUACAUAUGGUCUUGAAAAACAUUUUCGUCAAGAAGUACUUGAAGAUUUUGAAAAUGAAACACUUCGUGAUCAUGAAGCUGGUCAAUUAUAUGGGCUAGAAAAAUUUUGGGCUUUUCUUAAAUAUUCUCGACGAAAACCAAAGAUUAAUACAAAAUUAGAAGAAAUUUUGAAAAAAUAUAAACGUCUCGAAGAUUUUCGUGUUGAAGGUGCUUCGUUUCCACAACAAUUUUUUCCAACGAAAUCAGGAAUUAUAACUGUCUCAGCACCAGAAGCAAUUGCAGCUGCAGCAGCAAAAGAAGCAGCAGCUACUGGAGGAACUAACAGUGAUACAACAACAACGGCUUACUCAUUAAAACUAAGUGGUGAACAUCUUCCAUCUCGUAAUCGUGCUCAACCACGACAACCGAAUCGACGGACAACUUCCGAACGGUGUUAA